CCCACUGCAUGAGAUAGAUUGUGCUACAGCAGUACAUUACUAACGUCGGAGUCAUUACGAAUUGAAACAAUUAGGCAUAUCAGCCACUACAGAACAUGUAUACAAAGGUGUUCAGCUUUUCGACGUGCACACUAAUUGCGCUGACCCUAUUUACGAGUGAAGCUAACACCCAGUCAUGUCAUUUACGCGAACUCGACAUUUGCGCCGUGUCUUCGGUCGCGUUCAACAAAGUUGCCACAACGGAACACGAAAUCGAUCGGUACUGUAACCUAUUCGAGGACGCUAAGGAGUGCUUCUUCAAUUACACGAGAAAAUGCAUGACGCCCCUGCAUCGUGAGCUGUUAAACUUUGGCAUCGAAGGCGCCAAGGAGCUGAGCUCGAAAUUCUGUAAACGUGGCGACCGGCUUCGCAAUGACUAUCUGAAGCAUGCCCCAUGCAUCGCUCGCGCUAUGCCCGAGGGCAAGAAGUGUCUUCAGGAUGCGCGGACAGGUUUUGAGAAAAUUGAAGAGGCCAAAUUUCAGGAUCGAAUCUCGACCGCGUGCUGUACUUAUAUGCGUUAUCAAAACUGUUUGACGGGUGCGGUUGCAGGGCGCUGUGGCGAGAAGGCUGUCCAAUAUGGUCACAUAUUGGUGCGUAUGGCAUCGUCUAACCUUAUCGACAUCAUGUGCCAAGGUUACGACACGAAUCCUGUCUGCAAAAAACUUUUGCCUCCGCCAGGAACGAAACCCAAGGGCAACUCGAAAUCGGUGGUAAGCAAGUUGUUCGCUGCGUACGUCGGCAUUUGAGCGUACAGCCCAGUCGCUUCGCGAUCUCGAUCAGUGUUACCAACUAUUUAAUCUGGUGUAAAUGGAUCAUGAAUUGUCAAAUGUGCACUAUGGCCGUUUGGCGUAUGGUUUAUUGCACUGUAAUAGUUUGAGCUAACUCGAGUAUCACAAUCUAAUCAGCUUUGUGCUAUUUUUAAUUAUUUGUCAGAGCAAGCACUGCCUGCAUUUAGCAAAAUACGUUAGAGACAAAGAAUUGGAUGCCUGUUCUCGUCCGGAUCGAUUGUUUAUAUGAAACGCACCGAGAACGUUCAUCCGGUGCAUCAUCCUAGGUUUCGUGUGAGCAUCCCUUAGCAAGCGUUCCUAGAAGAUAGGUUCCAGUCGAGCGAAUAUCACCAAUAUUCGAUAUCCGACCAGCUAUACGUGAUUUAGAGUUUCAUUCGUCAUGAGCCUCAUAUGAUCCACUUCAAAAUUGUGUGGAAUUUUGCUUAGUUGAAAUAUUUCUCUUCUUGAUUUUGGAUGACACAAGAAAGGGUCAGGAGCAAUCUGGGAUUUUGACAAGGUCUAUGACAAAUCGUUUCCCUGUAAAAAGAAGCUAAAUCUAUGAAGUAUGCCAAACGUAGAUUAUGCACAACCGGUUUUACGCAUGAGUUAGCGGUAAGAGCUCAAGUGAAGGUGACUUCGUUGAUGUUAUCGACCUUGAAGGCAACCAGUUAACUUUGUCUGUAUCACUCAGCGGUUCCCUACCUAUAUAUAUAUAUAUAUAUUUAAAUAGAAAACUGAAAUGCUAGUUGUAAUAGAAACGCAAUUGUAUUCAUCUUCUGUGUAACGGUGAUAUAAUACUGUUAUCGUCUAUGUUGUAUGACUGGACAAAAGUGUUUUGUUAUUUCCGAAUGUGUUUGCUAACAUAUUGUAUUCUCUACUACGCAUACGACUAGAAGAGCUGAUAAUUACGAUCUAUCUUAUCAAUAUAUUUAAUAAAGUUUUUCGUGUUGUUACAUUGAUAAUAACGAUAUUAAAUAAACUGAUAGGCUACUGGUGACAGUGAGA
Molecule: messenger RNA, 1811 nt
Organism: Varroa destructor (honeybee mite)
Lineage: Eukaryota; Metazoa; Arthropoda; Arachnida; Mesostigmata; Varroidae
Source: RefSeq, a predicted model, not a curated record